AAAAAAAAAAAAAUUUCACUGCAAAUAUUCAAGGAAAAAAAAGUGAUAUAAACAGAGCUUUACCCUCAGCGGCUCAGCCCCUCACAAUCACCCCCCCUAAAACCCUAAUCGCCAUUACCAAUACCUUACUCCUACCAUCAAAAUUAGUUAGAAAAUGAGAACCCUAGAUGAGCAAGAAACAACCGUCGUUUUCGAAAAGCUCUACAAAUUCGUCGGCAACAAUCUGAAGAAUAUAGUCGAAAAUCCCUCUUACGAAGGUACAAACCCUGAUCCUGGUCGAUACUGUUUCCGAUUGCAGAAGAAUCGAGUUUAUUACGCGUCUGAAUCGCUCGUAAAACGAGCAACCAAUGUUUCUAAAGACAACCUUGUUUCAUUAGGAGUUCAAAUUGGGAAAUUCACCCACCAUGGAAACUUCCAUUUAACUGUUCAUGCUCUUUCUAUCCUUGCACCCAAUGCUAAGCAUAAGGUAUGGCUUAAACCCACUUCUGAAAUGUCGUUUUUGUAUGGAAAUCCAGUUUUGAAAGCUCAUUUAGGGAGAAUUACUGAAGAUAUUAAUGCUGGUGAUGGGAUUGUUGUUUAUUCAAUGUCUGAUAUUCCUUUGGGUUUUGGAAUUGCUUCUAAAUCUACCAAAGAUGUUCGCAAAUCUGAUCCUCAAAGUAUUGUUGUUAUUCAUCAGGCUGAUAUUGGUGAGUAUUUGAGAAUGGAGGAUGAGCUUUAAAUUUAAUUUCGGGGAAAAUUAAGCUUUUAUGUUUUUCGGUGUUUAUUAUGCUAAUAGUAUUUGUUAGAUACUGGAUACAUACUGUUGAAACUUGAAUAGUUCAAUUGUUAUAUGGGAUUGAUUCAAAGCUUCAAUUUUGAAAUCAAAUUUUGUAUUAGUGUUCUUGUGUUUCAAUAUGUAUUGAUCUCUAUUCUCUAUUAUCUAGUGUUUGGAUAAAUUUAUCAAUCAAUUCCAUCA
Amaranthus tricolor (Joseph's coat) is the source of this 955-nucleotide messenger RNA. RefSeq lists its product as uncharacterized. The transcript has a single exon. The record is from RefSeq and is a predicted model, not a curated record. Gene Ontology annotation, molecular function: RNA binding. Gene Ontology annotation, cellular component: nucleus; nucleolus; preribosome, large subunit precursor. Bases 155 to 718 code for a protein of 187 amino acids. Gene Ontology annotation, biological process: ribosome assembly; ribosomal large subunit biogenesis. Lineage: Eukaryota; Viridiplantae; Streptophyta; Magnoliopsida; Caryophyllales; Amaranthaceae.